AUGUUGGAUCUCUUGCACAGCUUGGGGUAUCGCACCCUGGCCUACGACAGCCCCGGAGCCGUGCAGCGCUUGAGCCGAGAGCAACGCCUGUUGCGGUGGAAGGAGCGCAGACCGCUGUUGGACGAGGAUCCCUUGGAGCAUGAGCUGCCACAUGCUCCACCAGAUGAGGAGCAUGGCAGGCCUGCUGAACUCACAGAGUUGGGACAGAAACUCGUGGGCUUAGAGCCCUGGUAG
Messenger RNA from Cladocopium goreaui, 234 nucleotides. The record is from the annotation of a GenBank genome assembly. Lineage: Eukaryota; Dinophyceae; Suessiales; Symbiodiniaceae.